UGUUGUUGAGCAAUUCAAAUUGUUGUGGUUUGUGUAUUGGUGGCUAUGGCAAUUUCGGCUGGAUAUCCUGGAAGACAUUGGAGAGGCCAAAUUCAAUAAGGGCCAUAUUUAUUAGAAUUUAAAGAAGCCUGUAAAACAUGGAGGACAUGAAAGUGAUUGAUGGCUCAAUCAUGGAAGGGGGUGGGCAGGUGCUGCGGAUGGCAGUGUCUUUGAGCUGUCUGCUAGAGAAGCCCAUCAAGAUCACCAACAUCAGGGGAGGCAGAUCGAAGCCAGGACUGAAGGGUCAGCAUUUGGCAGGUUUGCGGCUGGUGUCGGAAAUGUGCUCCGGUCGGCUGACUGGAGACGCCAUCGAUUCGACGGAGAUCACGUUCCGCCCGGGCCGGGUCACGGGGGGCAGCUACUCGGCCGAGACAGGCACCGCUGGGAGUGUCGGCCUCCUGCUCCAGGUCAGUCUGCCGUGCGCCAUGUUCGCCUCAGCGCCGACGCGUCUGACGCUGCGCGGCGGCACAAACGCCGCCUUUGCGCCACAGAUCGACUACACGCUGAAUGUGUUCCGUCCGCUGCUGGAGCGUUUCGGCGGCAAUCUGCAGUGUGACGUGAGGCGCAGGGGCUAUUUUCCGCGCGGCGGCGGCCUGGUCGAGGCCUCGGUCAGCCCCGUCACCCAGCUGCGCCCCCUCGAGCUGCUGGAUCAGGGACGGCUGGUCGGCGUCACUGGAGCAGCCUUCGUCGCCGGAAAGCUGCCGCUGAGGGUGGCGGAGAGCGUGGCGGCGGCGGCGCGGCGCCGGCUGCGGGCCGCGCUGCCCUCCGUGCCGGUGCGGGUGGAGGCCGUGCGGGACCCGGAGGGCGCCGGCCCGGCCUCUGGCCUGAACCUGGUGGCCGAGACGGACACGGGCUGUCGGCUGGGCGGCUCGGCGCUGGGCGGCCGCGGCGCCACCGAUGACCAGGUGGCCGCCACGGCCACCGAUGAGCUGCUGCGAGCCGUCUCCGCCGGCGCCUGCGUCGACCAGUACUGCCAGGACCAGGUACCGUGGGAUGCUCGGAUGGGGGAGGGUGAUGCUGUCCUCGGCUGUCCACUACUGUCCGCAGUGUCCGCCGGCUCACUCUUCGGACUCGCGGACAGAGAGCGUGCCAGCUGA
Amphibalanus amphitrite is the source of this 1136-nucleotide messenger RNA. Its product is annotated as RNA 3'-terminal phosphate cyclase-like. The transcript is spliced from 7 exons. Gene Ontology annotation, biological process: RNA processing. Gene Ontology annotation, cellular component: nucleus. The coding region runs from base 138 to 1136 and encodes 332 amino acids. NCBI's taxonomy places the organism in Eukaryota, Metazoa, Arthropoda, Thecostraca, Balanomorpha, Balanidae. Gene Ontology annotation, molecular function: RNA-3'-phosphate cyclase activity. The record is from RefSeq and is a predicted model, not a curated record.